CUCAGACACUCGACGCUCGCGCUUUUUUACGCUGCGUAUAGGGUAACAGGGUCUCUCGCGCAUUUAUUCUGACAGCGCUGCGGCAUCCAGCCAGCGCUAGACGCCGCCGGCUAUCAGCCAGGGCCUGCUAUCUCCUCUAAGCUGCUGCUGUCCAGCCCGCGCGCGCGACGCGUGCGCCAACCCAGGACAGACACAAAGAGCCCCACCGGCUGGACGCAGCGAUGGCCGAGGAGCCCCCCUUCAACAGCCAGCCGGGCCGCCUCUGGCUCCUCAAGGUCCCGAAAGCGCUCGAGGAGCAGUGGGCCAAUGCACAACCGGGCGACGACCUUGGAGUAAUAGAGGACGACGGCCAGCUAAGGUUGAGACCAAACGCGGGGCCCACGAAAGCUUUCGAGUUGCAGCGCACCCAGGGCGCCGACGUGCGCGCCUUCCAGGAGGUGGCUCCGCCGCCGAAGAAGCAGAAAACUACUGAGGACGAGGACGAGGACCCGGUCACGGGGCGCCUUCUAGGGAGGCCGCAGGGCACGCUCGUGCCGCGGCCCGCGGCCGGCACGUCGUAUAGACGGGUGUGUCGCGCCCGGAUGGUGCAAUCUUUGAAGCCGGAGCGAGCGACGCAGAUGGUCGACGCAUCCGAGGUGCCUCGAGCCGAUAGGGCACCGGUCGUGGCCUUCGGCGGCCGCGGCAAGGGCGAGACGGAGCAGCAGGCGAACAAGAAGCGCAAGCAGCUGCCGCGCGCGACGCUGCGGUCGCGGCUCUUCGGCAUUUUUGGGGCGUCGGCCGAUCCUCUGGCGCUUAAGGAGAUCAACGAGCGGUUGGGCGACGACGCGCAGCCGGACCCGUUCCUGAAGGACGUGCUCUCGGAGCUCGCGACGCACGUGCGCGUGAGCGGCCGCGUCUGCUACGACCUCAAGGAGGAGUUCAAGGACGCGACGCGGCCGCCGCCGCCGCCGCCCGAGUAGUUAUUUGGUGAUUUUUAGAGGGG
Pelagomonas calceolata is the source of this 982-nucleotide messenger RNA. The record is from the annotation of a GenBank genome assembly. Lineage: Eukaryota; Pelagophyceae; Pelagomonadales; Pelagomonadaceae.